AUGCGGCGUGUAUGGACAGACAUUCUUACUUCGCUGUCUGUGGAUGUUCAUACGUCGCACGGCCUACAAAGGCUUUGCGAAGAGUGGACAGAGCUGGAGCAGACAUGUGUUCGCCUAUAUGAUCUGCUCACACCGCUCCUUCAUGCUGACCAUGAUCGUCUAUCGUGGCACGACACAUGCCUGGCCUGGUGGGCGCAUGGCUGUGAUCGGAUUCAUGCACGACGUGCGAGUGCACAAGCACUGUACCAACUGGCGGACGAGGCACGUCAGGGUCGCCUGCCUUCCGACGUAUGGCGUCGUACGCUCCUGUGCGUACGUGCAUGGAACUGGCCGCUCGAUGCAGUGGAAACGCAGGCCCAGUCAUUUUAUACGUCCCACGGACCAGGUGACAUGGUCGAUGCACCCUUCCUAUGCCGCGCUGCUCAGUGGCUGGCGAACGAGGAAGCCUGGCAGGCGUGGAUGCCGUCCUCGCAAGCGCCGGCGCUACUUCUGCAUACGCUUGUGGACGCACACUUGAAAGCGUAUGAGCAAGGGUUUACGACGCUCCUUGCGCAUCCGGCCGCCAUGCAGGCAUGGUAUACGCUUCUUACGGCGGCCCAACAACAUGCAUGGAUGCGCCAUGUCGUACGUACGCAGAUGGAGAAGCACGUAUGGCAUCUUCUCACGGCAUCGACCGAUCUUAUGUGUACAUCCCUGUUGACCUGCUGGCAGAUUUGGCAAGCUCGCUGGGCCGAUAGUUUGGAUCAGGAUGCAACAUUGCAAGCGGCGAUGCGUGAUGCUAUGGAGGCGGCGCUACCCGCUUAUGCGCCUACGGUAGCUACGCAGCUCACGCACAACCUCGAUACAUACCUACGGCGUGUGACCACUUCCUACGAGGCGCACAUCGAUACGGCUAUGCAUCUCUUCCGAUGUUUGCCGGACAAGGAUGCAUGGGAAGAAACGUAUCGCAGAACAUUGGCGGAUCGCUUACUUCAUGACCAAGCCCGCUCCUUGGACGCGGAGCGGUACGUUGUCACGCAGCUCAAGCAUAUAUGUGGUCCCUUUUACACCCGCAAGCUCGAUACAAUGCUCACAGACAUGGAGCUAAGUGCGCAAUGGCAGCAGGCCUUUGCAGAGCGGCGCACAGCGCCCUCCUCGCUGCACGUUCAGGUGCUUACCCAAGCACACUGGCCGUCGAUACCCUGCACGCCUAUGGCAUUGCCACCAUACAUGCAAGAAGCCUUGACAGAGUAUGAAGCCAUGUACCAAGCCGCACAUACGGGGCGCACACUGCAGUGGUGUCAUGAUUUAGGCACGCUUACGCUCCAAACCAAGUGGGACGAUACUGUGGUUUAUGUGCAUGGAUCGACAUGGCAAGCGGCCAUUCUUCUCUGCUUCAAUGCGAGAACAGAAUGCACAGGCACACACUUGCAAACGACGACACAGCUUCCGUGGCCUGUGUUGGAAUCAACACUGCAGACCUUUCUCCGUAUGUCUACACCUCUGCUAUCCAAGACACCUGCCGACACAACGAUGCGGCCGGCAGAUACGUUUCGACUUACGACGCAUCUGCCUACCAAGCGGCGGCAUAUCCGUCUUCCGUCCCCCCACACGCAUCCAUCUGCGAUGCCGAUCUCGACGACAACUGCGACGCCUACAUUGGUCGAUGUGGAUAUGGUGCUGCAAGCGGCGAUCAUGCGUAUCCUGAAAGCAUCAAAGCGCGCAUCGCAUGCUACGCUAGUGUCUCGUGUUAUCGAGGCCGUGCAAGAGAAGGUCACAGCCACGCCUUCUGAUGUGAAAAAGGCCAUCGAAAAGCUUAUGGACAAGGUAUGUGUCUACGACGACUGA
Malassezia pachydermatis is the source of this 1827-nucleotide messenger RNA. Its product is annotated as cullin 4a. The transcript has a single exon. Gene Ontology annotation, molecular function: ubiquitin protein ligase binding. NCBI's taxonomy places the organism in Eukaryota, Fungi, Basidiomycota, Malasseziomycetes, Malasseziales, Malasseziaceae. Gene Ontology annotation, cellular component: cullin-RING ubiquitin ligase complex. The record is from RefSeq and is a predicted model, not a curated record. Bases 1 to 1827 code for a protein of 608 amino acids. Gene Ontology annotation, biological process: ubiquitin-dependent protein catabolic process; protein ubiquitination.